Molecule: messenger RNA, 1482 nt
Organism: Lodderomyces jiufengensis
Lineage: Eukaryota; Fungi; Ascomycota; Pichiomycetes; Serinales; Debaryomycetaceae
Gene: STE4
Product: G protein subunit beta
Exons: 1
Coding region: 1-1482 (493 amino acids)
Biological process (GO): G protein-coupled receptor signaling pathway
Cellular component (GO): cytoplasm; heterotrimeric G-protein complex
Molecular function (GO): protein binding; signaling receptor complex adaptor activity
Source: RefSeq, a predicted model, not a curated record
AUGUAUAAUGAAUAUUCUAACGAGAGUGGACCAAUUUUAUCAACAUCAAAUAACAUGCUAAAUGGUAAUUCAACUCAACAUUCUCAACAAACUUUGCCGAAGUCUCUACAACAUCAACAAUUACAACAAAAGGCAGAUUUUGCUUCAAUAUCAAAACAAAUAGAAUUAGCAAAAGUUAAAGCAAAACAACUAUAUGAUGAAAUAAUAGUGGUCAAAAAGAAAACUCAAGAUACAAAUUUAAAAACAGUUUCAAUAAAUGUGAAUAAUAUACCUCGAGAUUCAUGUAAACUAAAAUUAUACAAUAAUCUAAAGGGUCAUCAAAACAAAAUAGGUAAAAUAUGUUGGAAUACAAACUCAACCAAAAUAUUAAGUGCUUCACAAGACGGUUAUAUGAUUCUAUGGGACGCUAUAACUGGAUACAAGAAACAAGCAAUACAAUUGGAUAACAAUUGGGUAUUAACUUGUAGUUUAUCACCAGAUGAAAAAUUAGUUGCAUCGGCAGGUUUAGAUAAUCAUUGUACAAUAUAUAAAAUUCAACCAGACAAUUUAAAUAAUCCAGUUCAAGAAACACAGCAACAAAAACUGAUUAAAAACACUAACAAUAGUUAUCAAUUGCAAACUGGAUUUUAUCAAUCUAUUCAAUCAAUUUUUAAAGGUCAUACUGCGUAUAUUUCAGAAUGUGAAUUUAUUGAUAAUAAUUCAAUAGUCACUGGUAGUGGAGAUAUGACAUGUUCAUUAUGGGAUAUUACAAAGGGCUCCAAAAUAAGAGAUUUUAUUGAUCAUGUUGGUGAUGUACUAUGUUUGUCCGUAUUUCCUAAAAGUAUAUUGGAGAAUAAUUUAUUUUUAAGUGGUUCAAGUGAUGGUUAUGUUAAAUGUUGGGAUUUAAGACUGCCAACAUCAAUACAAAGUUUUAGUAUUUCAAAUUCAGAUGUCAAUUGCGUAAAGAUUUUUCCAGAUGGGAACGCAUUUGCAACUGGUUCUGACGAUGGUAUGAUUAGAUUAUUUGAUUUAAGAAGUGAUUGUGAAAUUUCUUACUAUUCUUUACAACAAGAGAUUAAAAAUUCCUUUGUUAAUGGUGGGUCUCAAAUUCCUCAAUUGACUUCACCACCGACUCCAAUUGAUAAAAAGACGUAUCAAUAUGGAAACAAUUAUACUUCAUUACAACAACAGCAACAACAAUCACAAUCAUUAAUUUAUCAAUCAGAUAUAAUAAGUACAAAUGGAAGAAAUAGUAUAUAUUCAAGAAAUUCCAUACUAGAAAAUUCUGGAAUUUUUUCAAUUGAUUUUAGUAAAAGUGGUAGAUUAUUAUAUUCUUGUUAUUCUGAUCAUGGUUGUGUUGUUUGGGAUACUUUGAAAAAUGAAAUAAUUGGAAGUUUAGGUAGUGAACAUUUAAAUAAGAUCAAUAAAGUUGCUGUAAGUCCUGAUGGAAUUGGAUUAGCUACUGGUUCAUGGGAUUCAACAAUUAAAAUAUGGAGUGUAUAA